CACCGGUUGUCUCAGCACUUCCGGGUCGGCGAAGGAGGCUGCGUGACGUUGCUGAAGCGUUUGGUAGCCUCGCGCCUGUUAUUGUUCCUGCUCCCGCGAGCCGCCGCCACCGCCGCCGCCACCCCGCGCCUCGGGACGCGUUUAGCCCCUUUAAGGGCGCAGUGCGGGGAAAGAAAAGGGAAACGCGGGGGUGGGGGAAGGCCCUCGCCUGUGGGAACGUGAAGGCCGGCGGCGUAGGUGGUCGCUAAACUGUCAAGAGGUGGAAGGCGGUUAGAGGAGCGUGGUCGUGGGGGUCGCUAACGGUUUCGAACCUUCCGUAGCGCGAUCCCGACACCGAGGGGCGAGGGGGGGCAUAACGCCGCGUCACUGAGGAGCCUAGAGGUGGAAGAGGAGGAGGGGAAGCAGCAGCAGCAGGAGGCGGCGGCGGCAGCGGCGGCGAUUGGAAGGACAUGGCCUACGCGUAUCUCUUCAAGUAUAUCAUAAUCGGGGACACAGGUGUUGGAAAAUCAUGUUUAUUGUUGCAGUUUACAGACAAAAGGUUUCAACCAGUACAUGACCUUACUAUAGGUGUAGAGUUUGGUGCUCGAAUGAUAACCAUUGAUGGUAAACAGAUAAAACUUCAGAUAUGGGAUACGGCUGGGCAGGAGUCCUUCCGUUCCAUCACAAGGUCAUACUACAGAGGGGCAGCAGGUGCCUUAUUAGUGUAUGACAUUACAAGGAGGGACACUUUCAACCAUUUGACAACAUGGUUAGAAGAUGCUCGUCAGCAUUCCAAUUCCAACAUGGUUAUUAUGCUCAUUGGAAAUAAAAGUGAUCUAGAGUCUAGAAGAGAAGUCAAAAAAGAGGAAGGUGAAGCAUUUGCACGAGAGCACGGGCUUAUCUUUAUGGAGACAUCUGCCAAAACUGCUUCCAAUGUAGAAGAGGCAUUUAUUAAUACAGCAAAGGAAAUCUAUGAGAAAAUACAGGAAGGAGUCUUUGAUAUUAAUAAUGAGGCAAAUGGCAUUAAAAUCGGCCCUCAGCAUGCUGCUACUAAUGCAACACUUGCAGGCAAUCAGGGAGGACAACAGGCUGGUGGAGGCUGCUGUUGAACCUAUUUUUACUUCCUAGCUGCCUGAUGGGGCCUACUAACUUGUUUCACCCUCCCCUGCUCAAUUUCAGCUACGACAUGAAAUUAUUGUAAGAUGGCAUCAUGUUGCAGAAGACUUUAUUCUUCAAAUUCUUGUACAACUUUGAAUAAAUGGUUAAUGUUCACUUAAAGAGAGGUUUUGGAGAUUGUAUUCAUAUCUAUAUUUCCAUUUGAUUUCUAAGUCAAUUGAUGUGAUUAUUUUUGUUAAAUGUUGUCUUGUGCCCUUGACUACGAACUGUAUUAAACACUACAAAGUCAUCUGAGUAUUUUAAUCAGUUUGUGUAGUUAGGUUGCCCAGCUACUGUGGUUACCUAAUGUUUAAUAUUGUAAUACUGUCCUCAAGUUUUGUCCAUUUUCAAGGCUCUAAAGAAAAACAGAAGGACUCUUAAUUCUGUAUUUAUCAUUUACUUUCUGUAUAUAUAGUUUAAUAACCUGCUUGGGUGUAUUUGCCAAGCUAUAAUUCUUUAAUGCAUUUGCAUAAAUUCUAUACGUUUAGAGCUUAGAACUACAGAAGCAUUAUUAGAAAUUGCUUAGAUGCUGAAUUUUAAACCUUAUUGACAUUGUUAGCUUAUUUGUCCUCUUGUCAUUACCCUAGAGUCCAAAAAAAAAUGCUUUAUGUAUAUUACUAGAAGCUACAUAUGCGUUACCUAUUUUAAUGCCAAAUGUUUGCUAUUUGCUCACAGUUUCCACAGCACCUCUUCAGAAAUGGAUUAGCUGUUUGCCUUAAUUAUGUAGGUUAAAACAUAUGAUAAUGAAAAAUACAGGAAGCAUUGAAACUCAUAAAAUGGCACAUUAUGAAGACUUCAGUCUUUCUUAACUUUUAUUUGCCUCUUCAUUUCUAGGUAUAUUUUCAUCAAGGACAGUUUUUCAACCUAGAUGUACAGUGAAUGUGUAAAGUUGGUUUUUUUGUUUGGGUUUUUUUUUAGUGACAACUUGUAAUCUUAAUAUGGUAAGCAUCUUGUCUAUUGUGAAGGGGGUGUGACAAUAAAACUGCCAGAUUGAAAAUCCUGAUAAAAGCCAAAGCUGGAAAUGCUUUAGUGCUUUACUCCACUUGGUGAUUUUUUUAUUUCCACCCAUGCUUCUAUUGAAUUAGUUUGCAGUAUUGCAAAAUAAAGUCCUGUUUAACUAUA
Molecule: messenger RNA, 2256 nt
Organism: Hemicordylus capensis (graceful crag lizard)
Lineage: Eukaryota; Metazoa; Chordata; Lepidosauria; Squamata; Cordylidae
Gene: RAB2A
Product: RAB2A, member RAS oncogene family
Exons: 8
Coding region: 450-1088 (212 amino acids)
Cellular component (GO): Golgi apparatus
Molecular function (GO): GTPase activity; GTP binding
Source: RefSeq, a predicted model, not a curated record